AUGGUGUGGAAGAGCUGGGGCGCUGCGCCGCCGCCGCCACCGCUGCUGCGCAUUGCUCUGCUGCUUCUCGCUUCUGCGGCGCCGCUCCUCUCCGGCGCCGGCGACGUCGCCCUCAGCUUCUCAGCCACCCCGCGCCGCGUCUCCACGUCCACGUCUGCCGCCUUCGCCUUCCGGGUCCUGCGCGCCGCCGGAGGGCCUUGCGCCGACUGCCUCGUCACCUGCCAGUUGGACGGCGAGCCGGCGUCGCCCUGCGGCGGAUCCGGCGGGAACAACGGGACGACGGCGGCGGCGAACUACACGGGGCUCAAGGACGGCAACCACACCUUCACGGCGUGCGCGAGGACGGCGUCACCUUCGAAUUCAUCGUCCAGCGCCACCUACGCUUGGGAUGUUGACACUGUCCCACCAACGGCGUCCGUGUCGGCGGGGCCGGCGUUCACGAGCGCCUCCAGCGUGUCGGCGCUCGUCUCCUUCACCGAGCCCUGCCCCGGCGGUGGUGGAUUCGUCUGCAACGCCACCUACUGCAAUCUCAUCGUGUACGGCCCCGGCAGUGUGGACCCGUCGACGCUCCAGGUGCUCAGCCCCGUCCUGCGCUACUCCGUCGCCGUCGCCAUCUCGCCGGACGCGCAGUACGGCCGCCUCGUCCUCGUCAUGGGCAGGGGCUUCUGCACGGACGCCGCCGGCCACCCGUUCACCAGGACGCCCAACUCCACUUUCACCCUGCGCUUCGAUCGAAGGAGUGACUCCAUGAACAUCACCGCCACUGUUCCUGAGAAGAUGCUCCAGAUACAGGGCGUCACCAGGCUGGUUCAGGCCACCAACGACGAAGAGGGCCUCAGCUUCCAUGAAGCCAGUAAGAGCAUAUACACGCUGCAGAUACAGGCGGUCGACAAGCUGGUGUCGGUUCAGGUCGCAGAGAACGCAGCCCAGGACGUGGCUGGGAACCCCAACCUACCAUCAGACUUUCUUCAAGUCAGGCACUAUUCUGUGCCUGCGUCAUCGUCUUGGAUCGCGGCAAUCACCACUGUCAUAUUUCUGACAACUGCUGCCGUUGCCACACUCCUCACCGUUUCGACAUCGUCUCUCGUCGCUUCCGGAGCUAUCUCGAGGCCCUCUUCCUACAUGAUCUCAGAGCCAUCAAGGAAUGUCUUGAGGAUGGCAUGCCACAUCCAAAUCUUUGCUCUGUCAAGAUGGCUGUCAGUCAACCUGCCAAUCGAGUACUACGAGUUUGCAAAGGGGAUAGAAUGGAGCAUCCCCUACAUGCGUCUGCCAUGGGAAGGCCCGGCCGCAGACCCAUUCCUGGGAUACUCCACAAUGCCUGCAAUUGCAUACUCGGAGCUGCUCGACAGGAGCGCCGUCGGCAUUGUAAACAUCUCCUAUCCUCGAGCACAAGGUCAACCGAUGACGCCGACGCAGAUCAUCCCAUCAGACCCGGUAUUCCCAACGGAGAUCCCUGAAGAUGGGAAACCCACACCGCCGAUGGAAACUCCCAGAGACGCCACGCCGGUGAUGCCAGUGCAGACCCCGUUGCCGUUGGACGGGAUGCCCCUGACUUCAAUGGAGUACCGUUCUUUCUUCGAGAACCCGGACAUGAAGCCUGAGGCACAGAUCAUCAUGAAGCUACAAGAUUUGGAUGGGUGGAAGUACUUCGGCAGGAACAUGUUCUGGCUGGGCGUCAUCGGCGGCGGCCUCAUCCUCCUGCAUCUCCUCACUCUCCUCUACUUCAAGCUGAGGUUCAGAGACAGGGAGCAGUGGCGGCGGCAUGGCUACGGCGCGCUCGUUCUCCCCAGGCUGGAGAUCAUGGUCGUCGUUCUGGCAAUGCCGUGUGUCGCUCAGGCACCGGCAGCGCUCAUCAGGGGCGGGACCACGUGCGGCCUGGUGGUAGGGAUCGUGCUCACCGCCGUCCUGACUUCGUUCCUGGUGGGCCUGCUGUUGUUCCUGUCGCUGGGCAUCACCAUGGGCAGACUGCUGCAGUACAAGGAGGUGCACCAGGAGGGGCAGGAGUACGACCACUGGUACCAGGAGCUGGUCCGCCGCACGCUGGGCCCCGGCAAGCGCGGGCAGUGGACAUGGAAGGACCCGCGCCGCGCCGCCUGCCUGCUCAAGAUCGGCCCUCUCUUCGAGGACCUGCGCGGCCCGCCCAAGCACAUGCUGACGCAGAUCGCCACGCGCGGCGGCGGAGGCGGCAAGCGCCGCGCUGCAGGCGGUGGACCAGAGCGGAUGAUCGCGUCGGAGGACGAGAACGAGGACUCGGAGGCGCCCUUCAUCCAGAAGCUCUUCGGCGUGCUCCGGGUCUACUUCACGCUGCUGGAGUCGGUGAAGCGCGUGACGGUGGGCAUCGUGGCCGGCGCGCACGCGUCAUCGGGGCGGUCGUCCCGCGCGCACGCUGUGGCGGUGCUGUCCGUCGCCUCGUUCCAGCUCUUCUUCAUGCUGCUCAAGAAGCCCUUCAUUAAGAAGCGGGUGCAGCUGGUGGAGAUCCUGUCGGUGACCAGCGAGGUGACCGUGUUCGCGGCGUGCCUAGCGCUGAUCGACAGGACGUCGGCGGCGAGCGGUGGCGGCGGGUGGCUGCCCGACGGCGAGGCCCGCGGCGUGGGGCUGGCAAUGCUGGGCGCCUUCGUGCUGGGGUUCGCGGCGCAGGUGUGCAACGAGUGGAACGCGCUGUACCGGCAGGCGCGCCUGCUGAGCGCCGACCGGAGCUCGUUCCUGGACGGCGCCAAGACGGCGUGCCUGGGCCUGCUGCUGCUGGUGCUGCCGUCGUCGGUCCUCGGCGAGCGGGUGGCGGUGAAGCACCAGCAGGGCCCGCCACCUCCGGCCGGCGGUGGAGCCGGGGAGAGCGUGUCGGCGUCGACAGCGGCCGACGGGGGCAGGGGCGGGAGCGGGAGCGAGGGUUCCCGGGGCUCGAGGGGCUCCAACAACGAGCGGUGGUGGCUUCGGCAGCUGCGGGAGAUGGCGAAGGCCAGCUUCAGCAAGGAGGGCAAUGCGGUCCCGGCCGGCGGCGGCGGGGAGGAGGCGUCGACCAGCGGCAGCAAGGCGAGGAGUGGGGAGUGGAAGUCGAAGUCCAAGAGCCUCUACAACGAUCUCGAGGCCAUCUUCUCCAAUACCAGCAGGUGA
Molecule: messenger RNA, 3111 nt
Organism: Miscanthus lutarioriparius
Lineage: Eukaryota; Viridiplantae; Streptophyta; Magnoliopsida; Poales; Poaceae
Source: the annotation of a GenBank genome assembly